CGGGCCGGGGCCUGGACGAGGGGUGUGGUUGGGUAUAAACCAGGGGACAGUGAGGUUUCUGUUGUUGUCCUGUUUUGAAGCCGUCCGUCUGUCUGUCAGGGGCAUCCUGCACCGCUGCACGCUCCUCUUCUGGGUUUUUUUCUCCUCCCUGCAGAGCGGGACUCAUCCUGUCACGUCUGUCUUUUGGGAGCUCCACAGAAACCAUGCUGACAGUUUUGGUGCUGGCGUCCAUCGUUCUCCUGGGAAUAGCACCUGAGCGUUCCCAGGCCAUAACCAUUUACACGGGCUGGGAACGCCACGCCCUGGUGGGCUCAGACGUCCGGCUCUCCUGCAGCUUCUUCUCUUGGCGCUGGAUCUCUGAUGACGUCACCUUCUCCUGGACUUACAGGCCCGAUGGCUCCCGGGACAGCAUCUCUAUCUUCCACUACACCGGUGGUGAGGCCUACGUCGACAACAAGGGCCCGUUCCGGGACCGGCUGGAGUUUGUGGGGAACCCGGGACGCCGUGACGGCUCCAUCCUAAUCAAAAACCUGGACUUCAGCGACAACGGCACCUUCACCUGCGACGCCAAGAACCCCCCUGACAUCGUGGGCCGGCCCUCCAGCGUCCGCCUGCUGGUGUUUGAGAAAUUGCCGAUCCAGGCGGGUGUGAUCACGGGGGCCAUCAUCGGGGUGGUGCUGGGCCUGCUGGUGCUGAUUGUGGUCAUCUACUACCUGAUGAGGUUCCUGGUGGCGCGACGUGUCUUCAGCUUGAACGUCAGCAAACAUGGCAAGAAAAAGAAAGAGGGAUCACAGCAGAGACAGGGCCCCGCGCCUGCCGCUGACCCCUCCAAGGUUAAGGCCGCAGCCUCGGAAAAGAAGAAGCAGGAGUCGCGCAAGGAUAAGAAAUAGGAUACGGAGAGGGGCUGGGGCGGGCUCGCCGGCCGCCUGCUCCAGCCUGUGCGCCAGGUACUGGCAGCGACGGCCCGACCCGAACAGCGCCAUCAGGACAAGCAGCAGCAAACCAUCAUCAAAAAGACUGAAGGGGUGGAGGGAGGUGGGGAGGAGGGCAAAGACCGGGUACUCAUGACCAUCGAGCUGGAGCUGACCCGCAGAAACGGGGAGGAGGUGCUCAGAGAUAAAGGUCUGACUUCUCUAUGACUGCCUCCACUCCUCCUCUAGUCUGCUCCCUCUCUUUCUGCCCAGCCUGAUGCAACCCCCAUUAUUUCCCAUUAUCUCCACCCUCUCACGACGGGCCUGGCUGUAGGAAUAGGCCUCCUAUAUCACCGGCAACAGUGUCAAGUAAUUUUUAGGACGCCUCAUUGGAGACGGCUUACGCCAUCACUGGGGAAACUGUAAAAGCGUUUAAUGCCUAACAAUGCACAUAACUUCCUUAAGAGGACCACGUAAGAUGUCCCUGUGUGUUUAGCGUCCCCUAAACCCCCCCCCCCCAAAUGUUUACGACUCUAUCACAUGCACCGAGCUGAACUGUGAGUGCACACUGGACUUCGGAUGGAGGAAAACAGCGAGUGAUGCUGAGAGGGAAAUAUGAUUCCUGCUCCUCUCAGCCGGCGCAGAUAGGAGUUCAAGCCCCGGAGCUCGGAGGUGAUUCAAUCCUCUCACAUUUGAGCUAAUGGAGGUUGUCGCUGUGUGUCCCUGCACGACUACAGGGGGGCUAUUUCUGGCCCUAUAAGAGCGCACAGACUCGCUGGAACAGCUGCACAUUUUUCAGCCGACAGGAGAGGAGGGGUGCUUUCUCUGCUGUCUGUGCUGGAGAGUAAGUCUGCUGUCGGGACUGAUGGCCGGUGACUGACGACCCGGAAUGAUGUCACAGCUUCCGAAGGUUGCGGACGCUCUCUGAUGAAGAGGGCUUACCAGUUAGAGGUGCAGCUUGUGGAAUUUUAGGUCCACUCCGUGUACACACGUAGCCGGGUUUUCGUACAACCAAAUGUCCUCGCUCGCUCACCUGGGAACAGACGGGUGUCCACAUCACCUUGUUUUCAGCUAAAAAGCACAUUCAUAGGCACGCCAAGCCUGUAGGUGGCAGUAGUUCUCCAAAUCAUGGGUGUCUUUGCUGAAGAGCAUUCCCCGGAAUACCUUGGUGGUGGCGUCUUCUACUCAGAGCAGUAACUGAGCUCGUAAAAUCAAGCUAGUGUAAACACAGGUCACACAGGUGAUGUCGGAGCAUAUUUGUUAGAGCAGUGACAUUGUGAGACCUAAAACCUGGUUAUUUACAUCCAAAGGCAACUGUUAGAGAAAUACAUCCCCAUCUUAGUCGAAGGCGUUUUGAAAGACUUGGCUAAACCGUGGAAUACUAUCUUGGUUUUUGUCCGACACCCGGCUACGUGUGUACGCGGCCUUACUCCGAACCAGAGCUACUUCAUUUAGAUGUGCAUGUAACAAAACGUCUCUGCUCCCAUUGCCCUGCCUCCUCGGAUCUCUUCACUCCUCUUCAUCUCUUCCUUCCCACUCCUCCAUCUUGGGAAUCAUCUUCUCACUUGAAGCCCUCCGUUUCCAUCUCUCUGUCCUUAUGUCUUUGGCUUCGUUUAUCUCUUCCUCUUCUUGCUGUCUAGUCUGCACUGCAUUAUUCCCCUGCAGAAAAGGUCUACACACAAUCCAAUCUACUCUUUAAGCCUCUCCUUAUCUGACUGGCAGGCCUACAGCUCAAUGCCUCUCCCUGUCCUGUCCUUCCUCCUCCUCCUCACUGCUCACUUUUUCAAACUCCUACAGCAGACUCCCCCCUUGCCUCCCACCAUCGUUGCCAGUGAUGGACAAAUGCCCUCCUACUUGCCUUUCAAACACCCUCGAGGCACAUCCCGUUGCCGGCCCACUUCCCUCCUCUGGACCUCUUGGUUUCUGCUGGUAUGAACACCAAAACACUCUUUGCUGCCCCCUAUUGGCAGAGGAAAGAAGACCCUUGGCUAGCACUCCUCUGGUCAAAAAUCCGACGUGUGUGUUGUGUACAUGUUUCAAGUUAAAGAGUGUUGUUGUCACAAAGUAAAAUGCAUCCGUAUGUCACGCUAAGUAAAGCAAAUAAUGUUUUUUUUCUCCAUGUGUGCAUGUAAACAUACAGAGAACAUGUUCACCAAGGCAGGGAGGAAAUGUAAUCGUAUUGGAUGGAAUAUGCUAUUACGUAUCUGACCUUGUGUUAUGAAGGGUGCUGUGUGGCUGUCUCUUGGGUACGUUUCAUUCUGAGAUGGAGGAAAAUUGAGGUUGUAGUGCAGAGAAUAGGAGGAAGUAGAGGAAGCUUUGGGUUGCCUUUGGAUUCAUCGCUCUGCGGCUGGGGAGGGAAAACACACACACACACACACACACACACACACACACACACACACACACACACACACACACGGAGGAAAGGAGCUUUAUCUGUUGUGUUAAGCUCUGCCAAAAAUCUGUAUGUAUCGCUACAGAUAGUCUGCUCUCCCCCAGAGCUUUCUUUUAAAGGUGCUCCUUCCCAACCCAGAGCCAGGGAUGGAUCGUAAUCUGCGAGCUUGAUAUGCGAGGUGGAUAGCGUCAACAUGAAUGUUCCUUUACAGUCAUAACAGGGAGGCAGGUGCUCAGAUUCACAACUUCAUAACCGGACAUUGGUUUGGCCGGUGGCUGUUUUACUAGCCAGUCGAACGGACCGGUUAGAAUGUUUUCUUGUUUUUCAGCGAAGCCACACAGACGACUGACGUAACCUCUGUUAGCUAUAGUUGCACAUUAACGUUCUUUCAUUUCAAACGACUGGAGCUUCUUACCUUUUUUAUGUUUGUUUUUAAUGAUUGUUUAAAAAAAUCACUAACCACCAUUUUUGGACUUUGUUGUAAAGAGAACUUAAAUAAAUCCCUGAAAAGCAGUUGCUGAAUGGUAAAGCCAAAUCAAA
Molecule: messenger RNA, 3846 nt
Organism: Nothobranchius furzeri (turquoise killifish)
Lineage: Eukaryota; Metazoa; Chordata; Actinopteri; Cyprinodontiformes; Nothobranchiidae
Source: RefSeq, a predicted model, not a curated record